This is a messenger RNA of Oreochromis aureus, 1617 nucleotides long. RefSeq names its product yrdC N(6)-threonylcarbamoyltransferase domain containing (gene yrdc). Gene Ontology annotation, biological process: regulation of translational fidelity. Bases 78 to 881 code for a protein of 267 amino acids. Gene Ontology annotation, cellular component: cytoplasm. The transcript has 6 exons. NCBI's taxonomy places the organism in Eukaryota, Metazoa, Chordata, Actinopteri, Cichliformes, Cichlidae. The record is from RefSeq and is a predicted model, not a curated record. Gene Ontology annotation, molecular function: double-stranded RNA binding; tRNA binding; nucleotidyltransferase activity.
GAAUUCUAUCAUCUGGUCCCACGACAACACGUUGCUUGUGUGAGACAGGCUAGUCCUUCGGAUGAACGCUUGAUUUUAUGAAGCUGGUUUGUAGUAUUGCUCCUGUAUUAGUAAAUAUAUCUAGAGGAGUUCACGGUUCAGUCGCAGCUCGUCGGAUCAGAGCAGAGAUGUGUAAAGAGCUCAAGACUAAAGUGUUACGUCUGUUACCGCCGACCUCCAACGGACCGACGGUCCAUCGGGACGAAACAGAUGGUGCUGAAAUCCUGAGCUGCACAGUAAAGGCUCUGAAAGAGGGUCACAUUGUUGCGGUGCCCACAGAUACCAUCUAUGGCCUGGCAUGUCUGGCCCAAAACUCCGACGCCGUCAGAAAAACGUAUGACACAAAAGGACGAAACGGACAGAAGCCGCUGGCCAUCUGUGUAGGGGAAAUUCAGGAUAUCUAUAAGUACUGCAAGGUGAAGGUGAAAAAAGAGCUGUUAGGUGACCUGCUCCCCGGUCCUGUCACCCUGGUGUUUGAAAGGUCUGAAGAACUGAACACAGACCUGAACCCCUUUACCUCACUUGUAGGUGUACGUAUCCCAGAUCAUCCCUUUAUGAGGCAACUUUGUCAGAUGUGCGGGGAACCACUCGCACUCACAAGUGCCAACAUCAGCUCACAGACCAGCACAGUGGAAGUACAUGAGUUCCAGGAGCUCUGGCCCAAACUAGCUGUGGUUGUGGAUGGUGGACCGAUAGGAGACCAGAGCCGCCUCGGAUCAACAGUAGUCGACCUGUCAGUACUCGGCAAAUACAGGAUCAUCAGACCAGGCUGUGCCCUUUCUUCUACGGUUGAUGUGCUCAAGCACAAAUAUGGACUGUCAGAGCACUCGGGGGAAGAAUGACCUUUGAACUCUCCACACUCCAAAAAUCACGCACAACCAGCUCUGACCCGGGGCUACUUGGGAGGAGAUGAAUCCGUGAAUCAGCCUUUGCCGGGGAAGACUGUAUCUCAGGAGGACUGAAACUGCUGAUGGACGAUUUUGUUCCAGUGGCAGCUUCAAAGUCUUGGGUAUCUUUUUCUUAUGUCUUAGAUGAGCAUAUUUUGUUUGUGUUUCUGUCAUGACAUUAUUUGGGAGUUUAAGCUUUUAACUAUCAUUUAUACAGAAAUAGGUCAGCUGUAUAGUAAGUAAUGUGGUCAUGGGCGAAAGAAUGGUUUGAGCCAGCCUUUUCGCAACAUGAUCAGAGCUGUAGUAAGCACUUAUUUAAUGGUCUGAUUGAAUGUGUGUGAUAAAAUAAAUCAACUUUUUAUUUAAGGGGGCUGUAAACUGUUUUUUGUGGGGUUUUUUGUUUGUUUGUUUGUUUUUUAAUCCUGUCAUUUAUUUUUUUCCUGUCAGCGUGAAGAUUGCACUUCAAUUGUUAGCAUCAACACUUACAGUAAAUCCUGUUUUACAUUGUAGACUACUAAUACUGGAACAUUUGAGUUGUUUCGUUGGCACAUGGAUAUAAUUUGUAAAAUUCCUCUCAUUUGAAUGUUAAUAACUGGAGUACAUGAUUAAAUCUUCAGUGUCUGAUUGGACCUUGAUUAACAGAUGGUGCAACAUUGGCAAAUCCACAAUAAAAUUAUAUUUUUUCCCAGUC